AACUCUUAGAUGAGUGAAUGACUUUUGUGCGAACCGUCUUAUAAACUUUGGUGAAACGGCGAUAGUUUGUUAACCGUCCUCCAGGUGCCUUAAUCACUUCCGUUCAUCAUGGCUCGCUUCUUCAAGGAGCAGGACAUCGACGAGUAUCGCGACUGCUUCUAUCUGUACGCUCGGGACGGGACCAUCAAGACGCUGGACGAGCUGUCGGUCGUCAUGCGAUCCCUCGGCUCCAGUCCCACCAUCACCGAACUUCGACAAUACCUCAAAGACAAAAACGGACGGAUGACCUUCGCCAACUUCCUAGAAGUGAUGCACAGCCAUUCGACCAAAGAGCGGAUCCCGGACGAGAUUCUGAAGGCGUUUCAGGCGUACGACACUGGGAGAAAGGGCGUGAUAUCGGCCAAGGACCUCCGCCAUCUCUUGCUUCAUUGGGGGGAAAGGCUCAGCCCGCGCGAAGUGGAACAGCUGUUCUGGGAAGCGAAGGUGAAUCCUGGUGGGACCGUCAAGUACAAGGAUUUCGUGAAGAUUCUCACGGCUCCUGUUCCUGAUUAUUACUAGGUUCCACAUUUCACAUUGUCUUCUAUGUUCGAUUCCAUUUUUCUUGCAUUCACGUCCAAGGAACCAAAGAUGCACGAGAAGAAAAAUAUUUUACGAAAUAAUGUUAUCAGUAUGACGUUGUAGCAACGACGAGUGAAAAUGAAGGUGAUGGAUAAGAC
This is a messenger RNA of Darwinula stevensoni, 716 nucleotides long. The record is from the annotation of a GenBank genome assembly. Lineage: Eukaryota; Metazoa; Arthropoda; Ostracoda; Podocopida; Darwinulidae.